CGGAUUAUGCGCGCUGCUGCGAACUAGGCGACAACGACGACUGAACAAUAAACCAACCGGCGCAGAACCGAGUGAGCAGCUUGUCGAAGAAUUGGUCAGAUUCACCGCUCGCCUGCUGGUCUACCUACCUAUCUACUUUCCACCUUUUCGACGAGUUGCACUUGAUCCGUCUAUUCGUCGGCCUUCAACGGGGGUGGAUAGAAAGACACAAGUUCGCAGAGGCGACUAGACGUACGAGCAGCAGCAACACAGACCAUGGUGUCGACGGCGGGAGGCAUCGUCAUUGCGAUUGUGGUGAUUCUGGUCGUCGCGGCGGCUGGAUGGGUCGUAUUCACGCAGCUGCGCGCGCGGAGACUGGGGCUUCCACCACCGAGUCUCUCGUCGUAUCUGCCCUGGCACAAAGCAGACACGCCCUACGGACCGCCACGACCGGCGCGCGGCGGCAUCGUCGGCUGGUUCAACGACGUGGUGCGCAAGUUUAAGCACCGCAACGACCGAUCGGCCGCGGGCGCCUACGAGCAGUCGUCGCACGGCCCGCCGGGCAACCGCGGCUUUGGCCCGCUGGACCCGGACGACGCCUGGGACUCGCGCGUGGGCAACGAGGCUGAUGGAUACGGCUACUACGAGCAGGAGCUGGGCGGCCACACCGAGUACACGGGCGCCAGCUACGGCGGCGGCGGCGGCGGCAGGCUGGGCGCUCCAGGAGGGACGACGACGACGGCCCACGCGGCGUAUGACGAGGAUCUCGAGCGGGGGCGACGGCCGAGCAGAGAUGCGGGAGCGGCGACGGCGGCGGGCGUCGGAGCUGGGCGCGUGAACCCUUUCGAUGACGAUGCGCAGGCGAGCCUCAGGGGUGUCAGUCCGCGGCCCAUGGACGCGGCUUCGUACAGGCCCGGGGAUCGACCGGGCAGUGCUGGCAGCAGCCUUGCCGAUAGGAGGUCGAUGUUUAGGGAAAACAUCUGA
Molecule: messenger RNA, 963 nt
Organism: Trichoderma reesei QM6a
Lineage: Eukaryota; Fungi; Ascomycota; Sordariomycetes; Hypocreales; Hypocreaceae
Exons: 2
Coding region: 256-963 (235 amino acids)
Source: RefSeq, a predicted model, not a curated record